Molecule: messenger RNA, 4975 nt
Organism: Puntigrus tetrazona (Sumatra barb)
Lineage: Eukaryota; Metazoa; Chordata; Actinopteri; Cypriniformes; Cyprinidae
Product: NACHT, LRR and PYD domains-containing protein 3-like
Exons: 12
Coding region: 107-3415 (1102 amino acids)
Molecular function (GO): protein binding
Source: RefSeq, a predicted model, not a curated record
GAAGAAGAAAGAUCCGCACAUGAUCUGAAAACUUCCGAUCAAGACCCAGCUAACUGGAGAAACGAGAAAUAUCUGCUUCAUCUUUAUUCAUGCCAUGAGUUGAAGGAUGAUGGCGUUUGUUAAAGAGCUGCUCGUGGAUUCACUGAAGGAGCUGGUACAAGCUGAACUGAAGGAGUUUCAUUGGCGCUUAAUGAAUGCAUAUCAUAAGCAUAUCUCAAAGUCUGAAAUGGAGAAGGCAGAUGUAUUAGACACAGUAGAUAAGAUGGUGGUGUGUUUUGGACCAGAUGAAGCUGUGAAGGUCACGGUAGACAUCCUGAGAAAGAUGAACCAAAAUGAUCUGGUUGAUCAGUUGGUGAAAGAACACAAACAAGCUCAGACUGGGGACAAUGUGAAUAUAUCUGUUGAGGUUGGAGAGCUGCAAAACUUUUUGGAAACUCACAAAACAAACAUGAAGGAGAAAACAGAAUAUAUUUUUGAGGGCAACAAAGACAAUGAAGCACAACUCAAGGCUGUUUACACUGAACUGUUCAUCACAGAGGGAGAUAUGAAAGAUGUUAAUCACGAACAUGAGAUUCUGAAGAUUGAUGAUGCCUUCAAGAACAAAAAAACACAGAACAAACCAAUCAGAUAUAAUGAUAUAUUUACUGAACUGAGGAAAAACAAUGACAAAAAGAUUGUGCUGACUAAAGGAGUCGCUGGAAUUGGAAAAACAGUCUCCGUGCACAGGUUCAUCCUGGACUGGGCAGAAGGAGAAUCUAACCAGGAUAUACACUGUGUGUUCCUGCUUUCAUUCAGAGAGAUUAACUUAAUGACAAAUGAAGAUUUCAGUCUUCAUGAGCUUCUGCUGGAAUUUUAUCCUGAACUGAAGGACUUGGAGAAAUCAAAGCUAUAUACAGAAUGUAAGCUAGCAUUUAUAUUUGAUGGACUUGACGAGAGUCGCCUGCCUCUAAAUUUUAAAAGUAGAUCACUGAACACUGUUGAGAAAAAAGCAUAUGUGGAUGUGCUCUUUACAAGUCUGGUCAAAGGGACUCUGCUUCCAUCAGCACUUGUCUGGGUGACAUCACGACCAGCAGCAGCCAAUCAGAUUCCUCCACGGUAUGUGGGUUUAUUCACAGAAGUGCAAGGAUUCACUGACCAGCAGAAAGAGGAGUACUUCAGAAAGAGAUUCACAGAUGAGAGUCUGUCCACCAGAAUCAUUUCACACAUUAAGACGUCUCGUAGUCUCUACAUCAUGUGCCACGUUCCGGUGUUCUGCUGGAUCACAGCCACAGUACUUCAGGAUAUUCUCACUGAGAACAAUGAAGAGAACAUCAGCACAACACUCACUGAAAUGUACAUUCACUUCCUGCUGAUACAGACGGACAUGAAGAACCAGAAAUAUGAUGAACAAGAAGAAAGAGAAUGUAUAGAGUGCUUACAAUUAAAUAAAGAGAUUAUUUUAAAGUUAGCUAAAUUAGCAUUUGAACAACUAAAGAAGGAAAACAUUGUGUUCUAUAAGGAAGAUCUAAAAGCAUGUGAUAUUGAUGUGAGUAAAGACACUGAGCCCACAGGAAUGAUUGCUGAGAUCUUCAGAAGGGAACACAGACUUCAUGGAGCAAAGGUCUUCUGCUUUGUGCAUCUGAGUGUUCAAGAGUUUCUCGCUGCAUUGCAUGUGUUCAUCUGCUAUCUGAACAAGAACAUGCAGGAGCUUCAGUUUUUCUUUGAUGGGCCAGAAGAAAAUGUGACAUUAGAAAAGUUACUGCAGAAGGCCAUUGAUAAAGCCAUGGAGAGUCAGAUAGGACAUCUGGACCUGUUCCUGCGUUUUCUGAUGGGAAUUGCACUGGAAUCCAGUCAAAACCUGCUCAAAGGCCUGAUCACACAUGCUGAAGACACCACAAAGAUCAUCAUAAACAUAAGUGAAUACAUGAAAAAAAAACAAAACGAGUACAUUAUUUCAGAUGAAGCUCUAGUAAACUUAUUGUACUGCUUACUUGAGCUCAAAGAUAACUCAUUAAAUGAAGAAAUCCAGAAAUACCUCAGUUCAGAUGAACAUCCAGGAAGAGAUCUCUCAUCUUCAAUGUGUACAGUGCUGACCAACAUACUGUUGAUGUCAGAGAAGGUGCUGGAUGAGUUCAACCCAAAGAGGUUCACAUCAGAACAAUCAGACUACAAGAGACUCAUUCCAGCUGUGAGAUGCUGCAGAAAAGCCCUAUUUGACGGCUGUGGUUUUGAUGAAACAUGCUGUGAAACUGUGUCUUCUGCUCUACAAUCAUCAAAUUCUCAUCUGAUAGAGCUGGACCUGAGCAGCAAUCACCUGCAGGAUUCAGGAGUGAAGCUGAUUUAUGAUGGACUGAAGAGUUCACACUGUCGACUGAACAUACUGAGGCUUUGUGGCUGUAGUCUCACUUCUCAGUCCUGUGAAAGAUUGUCAUUAUCCCUACAAUCAUCAAACUCUGUCCUGAGAGAGCUGGACCUGAGUAACAAUGACCUGCAGGACUCAGGAGUAAAGCUUCUGUAUGAUGGACUGAAGAGUCCAAACUCUAAGAUGGAGAUUUUAAGAUUUUCCACAUGUAAUCUCACUGCGCAGUCUUGUGGGAGUUUGUCAUCAGUUUUAGAAUCAUCAAACUCUGUCCUGAAAGAGCUGGACCUGAGUAACAAUGACUUGCAGGACUCAGGAGUAAAGCUUCUUUCUGAUGGACUGAAGAGUCCAAACUGUAAGCUGGAGAUACUGAGGUUUUCUGGCUGUAUGGUGACAGAGAAAGGCUGUUAUUAUGUGUCUUCAGCUUUGAGUCCACUGAACAAACUCAAAGUUGAUCAUGGAGGAGAAUCCAGGAUUACAGCAGGACUCAAGAAAUAUGCAUGUUUUCUCACACUGGAUCCAAACACAGCGCACACUGAUCUCCGUCUGUCUGAGGAGAACAGAAAGGUGACGUAUGUGCUUGAGUCUCAGUCAUAUCCUGAUCAUCCAGAGAGAUUUAAUGAUGUUUAUCAGGUGUUGUGUAGAGAGAGUGUGUGUGGACGCUGUUACUGGGAGAUCGAGUGGAGUGGAGGUGUGUCUAUAUCAGUGUCAUAUAAGAGCAUCAGCAGGAAGGGAGGUGAUGACUGUGUGUUUGGAAAUAAUGAUCAGUCCUGGAGUUUGGACUGCUCUCCUGACGGUUACUCAUACAGACACAAUAACAGAGAGAUUAAUUUCCCUGUACAGCCCAUCAUCAUCAUCAGAAGAAGAAGAUCAGGAGUGUCUGAUAAUAUCAGAAGAACAGGAGUGUAUGGUAAUAUCGCUAGAGUAGGAGUGUAUGUGGAUGAGUUCGCAGGAACUCUGUCCUUCUUCAGCGUCUCUGACUCAAUGAGACUCAUCCACACAGUCCAGACCACAUUCACUCAGACACUCUGUCCUGGGUUUACCGUUUAUUAUGGAUCAUCUGUGAAACUGUGUUGAUGAAUCAGAAGAGACUGAUGAGAUUCUACCCAGAAUGCUUUGAGCUGUGUAAUGAAACAGUAAUGGUGAGAUAUUAUGAGCCUCUUCAUGACAUUAAUACCGCAGCACAAAAGUGAUAUAUAAAUAGAUAUAAAUGCCAAAAUAAAUGUGUCAGAGAUAAAAGGUUACUGGUAUCCAACUGCCAGUAAUCAAAUUAGAUUUACUUGACAGUAAUAGCUUUACUGUAUAUUACUAUCAGUAUCAGUACAGUAGAGUUUAUUUUCAUUUAUUGAAAAAUGUUUUACCUGUAAAAAUAUAAAAAUAAACAAUUUUAAUUGUGGGACAGAACUGCAAACCAUCACAACCCCCCCAAAAUCAUAACAACUCAUUAAUUUAAAUUAGACAGAGGUCCUGAAACACUGCCACACUCUCUAGCAUCAUUGUCUGCAGUAUCGCAAAGAUGCCCAUGGUGGUCUUCUCAGUGGCACUCUGUAAAAGAUCUUCCGUGUCCUAAAGAUGAAUAUGUAUUUAACAUGUGAACAAGAAAUAUGUACCUUACUAGUCAAAUCAUUUUUAGAAAAUGGCAGUGCUUACAGUGACCCCAAUCUACUAUCUUGUCCUAUUAAAAGGCAUAAUGCAAAUUAUUUUAAAGAAAGGUCCAUCAUUUGUUAUUUUACAUUAUGUUUAACUUAAGAACUACAAAAAUGCUGUUAUCCUUAUGAAAACUGUUUAUUCAAGAGUGCUAUUAGUAUACUUAUUUUAAACUUAAAAUAGGAAAGUAUACUCUUAGUUUACUUUUUAUGUACAUCUCAGAAAUAUGCUUAAAAUUACAUAAGUAUACUUAACUUAUACUUAGUAUAUAAUAUAUUUAUUAUAUACUUUUAUAUUUAUUUAUAUUUAUACUUUAUAUUAUAACUUCCGUACACAAUUUCCAAAACACAAGCAAGGAAGAAACAUUCUUCCAACAGCAUAAAACAGCAUCAAAACUCUGACUCUGACUGACAAAAAAAUGUUAUGGAAUAAAAUGUUGAUCCAUGAAGAGAAUAAUGACGGACAAACUUUGGGCUGUUGAUCGACUUCAUCUGCAUUUUGUUUAUCAUUAUGAAUCCAUUCCAUUCUAUUCCAUUUUUUAGCUUUUUGUUCAAAUAUUCGUAUAACAACAUAUAUACAAAUGAAUACCUAGAUGUAACCCGUAUUAACUGCCGUUAAUAUGGAUUUAAAUAAAGGCGUAAUCGACAUCGCUGAUGAAAAAUAGCGAUGGUCUCUUUAAGAAUGAGUGGCAGCAGUGAGUCAAGCCCCGCCUAUCUUUUCUUGGUAGAGCUCAUCAGAGAGAAAAUUCUCGAUUCUCUUAGAGUGGGAAGAGGCAGCUACAAGAAGCGAUCUCCUAAUCCUUCUUUGUAAGUGACUUAAUUAGGGAAAAAUUAUCAGAUAUUACAGAAAUCGUGAUUUCUGAAGCUGAAAUUCUAAUGUGAAAGAUUUACAGAACUGCAGAGUUAAAAAGUGCCACAAAAGAACUCCUUGAAUAUAUUUAUUUAUCCCUUGGUGAGAUUGAUUUAAAUGUCUUGAUAAAACUUGAUAUCU